AUGAAAAAUUAUAUAAAACAUAAUAUUAUUAACAACUGUUGUUCUUUAAAUAAAGAAAUAAAAAAUGUUUACACAAAGGUAACAUAUUGUAACCUUCUGAGGGGUAAAAUAUUUGUAAAUAAAUUUAGUAGUAUUAAUAAUUCCAAUAUAAAUCACAAUAAUAGUAGUAAUAAUAAUAAUAUAGAUGAUGUUAUAAAUAAAGAUUCAUAUGAUAAUAAUGAUUUAUAUUUAAAUAAACAAAAAGAAUUUUUAUCAAUUUUUGAUAAUGAUGAAUCAUCAAAGCAAAUAAAAGAACAACAAAGUAGUGUGAAAAUAUUUAACAAUAAAGAUAUGAUAAAUUCAAAGAAUGAGUUAUUAUUAAAUGAUAAAACAUAUAAUAAUUUUAUAAGUCAAUAUAAUGAUAUAAAAUUAAAAAAUAAGUAUAGAGAUAAUGAUAAAAUAAAUCGCUUUAGUAAUAAUGUAAAUUUACAUGAUGAAGAAAAAAGCUUAUGGGAGAUACUUAAAGAAAAAGAAGAUCAUUCAAAAUUAAAAAAAAAAAUGAAAACAUUUCAUAAAGAUAUGAAUGAAAAAAUAAAUAGAGAAUAUGAAAAAAUAAAAAAGGAUGAAAAAUAUUUAGAUAGUCAAAAUGAUCAUAUUGAUAAUAAAAAUAAAAAAGGAAACAAAAAAUUUAUUACAAAUAAUAAUAAUAAUUUUCAAAAUGUAUCUGAUCAUACUGGUGUGUAUACAGAUAAAGAGGAACGUAUGAAAAAUUAUAAUAAUUAUAUUAAAAAAAAUAAAAAGAAUAAUAUAGAUCUUGAAAAUAUAAAUGAAGAUAUUGAUACAUUUUUACAAAACGAUAAAAAAUAUAUUAAUGAUAUUAAAUCAUAUGAUGAAAUAUAUCAAGAAGGAUUAAGUGUGCAUAAUAAUUCAAAGGAAAAUAUAAAAAUGGAAAAUAUAUAUGAAGAUAAUUUAAAUGAAAAUAAAAUUAAUAAGAAUGAAUAUAUAUUAAAUGAUUAUAAUGACCAAAUAGAUAUAAACAAUUUAAUUCAAGAAGAUCUGAAAUAUCAAACAGGUACUUCACAAAUCAAUCCAUAUGGUAAAAAAAUGAAUAAGCUAGCUAGCGAUAUUUUAAUAAAUGAUUUAAAUGACCCCCAAAAUAAUAAUAAUAAUAAUAAUAAUAAUAAUAUUAUUAACAAAUGUAAUGUAUCUAUUGAUUGGGAGAAAUCCCUUUUUGUAGAGGAAAGAGAUGAUAUAUCAGCAAAGGUUUGUAUAGAUAAAUUGUCUAAAGGUCAAUUUAAUGAUGAAAAAAAAAAUAUGAUAUAUAAAGAUCUUGAAAUAUUACAUAAUAAUAAUAAUAAUAAUAAUGAUAUGAUAUCAUCCGAAUCAUGUUUUGUUGAUAUUAAAGCAAAUGAUAUUAUAAAAAAAAUAAGUGGUGAAAAUCUAAGCACAAUUAUUGAUGGUAAUAUUGACAAUUUAAUCAUACAAAGAGAAAUAAAAAAAGAAAAAAGUGUAAGUGGAAUAAUUAACGUUUUAUAUAAUAAUUUAAAAAAUUGUGAUAUUAUAAAUUUAAGUAGUGCUUUAGUAAAAAUAUCAAAAUUAAUUGAUUCUUAUCAAAAAGAAAGUAUUAUAAAAAAUUAUAUGUUUUUAUCUAUUAUUAAAAAGAUAGAAGAAAAUAUGAAUUUAUUUGAAAUAUCUAAUUUAGUACAAUUAUUUUAUGCAUUUGUUAAAAUAGAUUAUUAUCCAUACUUUUUUAAUGAUAUAAUAUUUGGUAUUAAUAAUAAAAUAAAUGAAUUAAAUACAAAACAAAUAUGUAGUGUGUUUUAUACAUUGAGCAAUAUAAUUCUAGAAACAAAUGAAAGUAGAAGUUUAAAAUUAAAAAUGAUUGAUUUAAUCAAAAGAAAUAUUUCGAGCUUUGUUUGUUUAAAUGAUAUUAUUUGUUUACUUACAUCUUUAUCAAAAUUAAAAUAUAAAGAUGUAUAUAUAUAUUAUGAUCUCUCCAAAAAAAUUGAAGAUAAUAUUGAUAAUUUAAAUAUGAAACAUAUAAGUAAUAUAUUAUGGGCAUUUAGUAAUGUAAAUUAUACAUCUAAAUUAGUAAAAAAAGUAAAGAAAAUUAUAGAAAAAAAUAUACAUCAAGCUAAUUAUUUAGAUAUUGUUAAUAUUAUUUAUUCACUUACAAAAUUAAAUGAAUAUGAUGAAUAUUUAUAUAAUGAUAUAUUCUAUAAUGCUAUUAAUAUAUAUAUACAUAAUAUGACUAUAAAAAAUUUAUGUAUUAUUCUAUGGUCUUAUACAUAUGCUUCAAAUAUAGAAAAACAUGAUUUAUAUAUUAAUAUCCUCACUAAGAUUAAUGAAAAUAUGAAACAUAUUACUACAAAAGAUAUUGUAUCAAUUUUAACUUGUCUAAGUAGAAUUAAAUAUAAUUAUAGAUAUAAAGAUUUAUUUAAUCAUUUAAAAAAUAAAAUUAUCAAAAGUUUAUAUUCUUUUACUCCUUUACAAUUAACAAAUGUUAUAUAUCACUCAUCCUUUUUAGAUAUUUAUGAUCAUAAAUUUUAUUAUUUAUUAAUUCAACAAGCAUAUCAAAUAAGAAAAUUAUUAUAUCUCGAAAAUUUUACUUUAAUAUUAUAUGCUUUAAAAAAUAUAUCUUAUUUAAACGUACACAAUUUUCAUGUAUUCCAAUUGAUAUCUUAUAUAUUACAUCAAAUAAAAAAUAAGUACAAGUUAUUGUCUGGAGAGGAUUGUAUUAAUAUUAUGCUAAUAAUUAUAGAUUUACAAAGAUAUGAAAACAGGGGUUAUUUUAGUUUCACAAACAUACAAAAAAAUUAUAUAAAUAAUAAUGAUUAUCACAAUAUAAAUCAAAAUAAUGCUAAUAGUAUGAAUGAACAAAAUAAUAUGUAUCACCAAAAACACAACAAUCAAAUAAAUAAUAUAAUAAAUAUAUUUGAUGAUAAUGUAGAUUUGGAAUAUAUGCAUUUAAAAAAUAAUAAUGAAACAAAUAAAGAGAUAGCAGACAUAGAAGAAAUAUAUUUACCAUAUAUAAAUGAUUUAUUAUAUGAACAAAUAAAAAUUAGAUUAAAUAAUUUCUGGCAAUUAAAUAUAAAAGAUGUUAAUAAUUUAUUAAUCAUUAUGAAAAAUAUGCAUAUGUAUGAUGAUAUUAUAAUAAAUAUGAUAAUGAGACAAAUAAUACCCAUAUUACUAAAAAGUACAAGUAUGGAAUUUCUAAUAUUCUUAAGUAAUAUUAAUCCAAAUAAACGUUUGAAAUAUAUUAUUCUAACACACUUAUCAAGAAGACCAAAACUUAUAAGUGUUUUUAAAAAAAAAAUUAACUCUAUUACUAGUCGUAUAUUAAAUAAUGUAGAAGAAAAUGAUCAACAAUUUAUUUUAAAUAACGGACAAUUAACAUAUGAUGAAUCCAAUACAAAUACGGAUAAUCACCAUCAUAAUGAUAAAGACAAUCUUGUUGAUAUUAAUAAAAAUGAAAAGAUAUCACAAGUUAUAUGUGAUAAUACAAAUAUAGAUAAUUAUGAUAAUGAACAAAAAAAAAAUGUUUUAUACGAUAUAGGAAUAAAUAAAAAAAAUAUAAAAACCAAUGUAGAUAUUAAUAGUUGUAUAGCAUUAACAUAUGCAUGCUUUAACAUACAUUAUGAAGAUGAUAACAUAUUAAAAUUAUAUGAUAUUAUAGAACAUAUGAUACUUGAAGAAAAAAAAGGUAUAAAUUCUUUUAUGUUAAUUAAUUUUAUUUAUAUAUUAACCUUAACAAAUAAUAAAUUGGAACUAGCUAAAAAGUUAUCACAAGAAUAUAUGCAUUUUAGAUAUGAAACAGAUUUGGAUCAAAAACAUUUAGAUACAUCAAAUCAAAUAGAAAAUAAUAAUAUAAAUAAUAGUGGCAAUAAUUUUAUAUCAAACAAUGUAUGUAAAACUAUCAAUCCAAAUAUAAGUUUUAAUCUUUUAUACAAUGAUGAACAGGAUAAUAUAUCAUUUAGUUAUAUAGAAAAAGGUGAUGAAGAAUCUUGUUUAAUCUUAUUAAAGUUAUUAUAUGUAAAUAUUAUAUUAAAUAAUUAUAAUUAUUUAUAUCAUAUUUUAAGUGAAAUUUCAAAAUAUUCAAAUAGUUCUUAUUCACAUGAAUUUCUUACAUUAUCCAAACAAGUAUGCUACCACAUAUAUAAUUUUACAGAUUUUAUUUCUAAAAAUAAAGAGAUGACACCUCUAUGGAUCAAAGUUUUUGAUAAUGUAUACAUAUGUGAGGAUAAUAUAUAUAUGGAUUUAGACUAUGAAAGAACAACUGUUAAUUUGAUAAACCAAGAAGAAAAUCAAAUUGUUAAUCUACAAUUAAAUAAUAAAAAAAUAUGCAAAGGUAUUGAUAAUAAUUUGAAUAUCGCUAAAUUUUUUUAUUAUAUAUUAAAUUUUAAUAUGGAAGAUAUUAACAAUGGAGGAGUCAAUCAUCUUGUCAGUAAAAAGGAGAAGAAGAAGGUUAAAAUGUUUCACUUUGAUCAUAUAAUUACAGAUAUAUUGAAUUUUUUAAAUAUUGAAUAUAAAGGAUCCUAUACUCACGAAAAUAUUUACAAUAUUUGCUGUUCAUUUCCAUAUGAGAGACAUUUAAUUGAUUUAAUAUCAUACGAGGAUGUUUUAUAUCCGUCCAACAAGCCAUUGUUAUCCUCAGAGCUGAGGCAAAAACAGUUAGCUUUAAAAGGUUGGACUGUACAUUCAAUAAAUUUCCGAGAUGUUUACAACAGCAUAAAGGACAAAAAUAUUAUAAGCUAUAUUUUUAAUAUAUGCAAAAAAAUAAAAAAAAAUUUAAAUACCUUAACAAGUCAGGAAAAAAAAAUGGAAGAAAAGGAUUUUUGGGAAAAUUUGAAAUAUGCCAAUAUAUAA
Messenger RNA from Plasmodium adleri (nom. inval.), 4845 nucleotides. Its product is annotated as conserved Plasmodium protein, unknown function. Lineage: Eukaryota; Apicomplexa; Aconoidasida; Haemosporida; Plasmodiidae. The transcript has 4 exons. The record is from RefSeq and is a predicted model, not a curated record. Bases 1 to 4845 code for a protein of 1614 amino acids. Gene Ontology annotation, biological process: regulation of mitochondrial mRNA stability.